AUGACUAUUCAGCAUAUGGGUAGACCUGCAAGAAAGGAAGUAAUCAGGAGACAGGGGGAAGAACUAGAUAUGUUGGUCCAAAAGAUUGAAGGUUCAUCGUCACGGACAGAAGAUGAUGGAAACAGGGUCACACCGCCUGCUACUGGAAUGGGAAGCCUGAGUACUGCGCCAGCAAAGUUGAGUGAAGGCUGUGCAAGUGGGCGAUUGAGAGAUAAACUGGAACCUAGGGUUGCUGAGGUUAACGCCAAGAGGCAAACUCACUUGGUCGGAGAAAUAGUAAAAGCUUGA
This is a messenger RNA of Oldenlandia corymbosa var. corymbosa, 288 nucleotides long. NCBI's taxonomy places the organism in Eukaryota, Viridiplantae, Streptophyta, Magnoliopsida, Gentianales, Rubiaceae. The record is from the annotation of a GenBank genome assembly.